This is a messenger RNA of Benincasa hispida (wax gourd), 1649 nucleotides long. Its product is annotated as taxadiene 5-alpha-hydroxylase-like. Gene Ontology annotation, molecular function: heme binding; monooxygenase activity; iron ion binding. The record is from RefSeq and is a predicted model, not a curated record. Lineage: Eukaryota; Viridiplantae; Streptophyta; Magnoliopsida; Cucurbitales; Cucurbitaceae. Gene Ontology annotation, biological process: sterol metabolic process.
UCCCUCUGAAAAAAAACAUCAAAACCCAUCUUUUUUUUUUUUCUUUUCCUCUCAAAGAUUCCAACCACCAAAAUGAUCACCAUCUUCCUCCUCCUCAUCACCAUCUUCCUCUUCCUCAGAUUUAGAACAACAUCCUCCUCGGCCGCCACCGCGAAAAACCUUCCUCCGGGGCCACUUGGGGUCCCAUUUAUAGGGCAAAGCCUGAGCCUUCUUCGAGCCAUGAGAACAAACUCAGCAGAGCAAUGGCUGCAGAAGAGAGUGGCUAAGUACGGUCCAGUUUCGAAGAUGACCCUUUUCGGGAAGCCGACGGUGUUUGUACAUGGGGCGGCGGCGAACAAGGCGGUGGUGUUUUUGGGGGAGGAGGGAACGGUGUCGAACCGGCAGAUCGAGUCGUUGAAGUGGAUUUUGGGAGAGAGGAAUUUGACAGAGCUGAGUGGUGAGGAUCACAAGAGAGUUAGAGGGGCGCUGGUUUGGUUCUUGAGGCCUCAGACCUUGAAAAGCUAUGUGGGGAAAAUGGAUGGGGAAGUUAGGAAGCAUCUCAACAUGUAUUGGCAUGGCAAAAAGGAAGUCACUGUGGCACCAUUGAUGAAAACUCUGACCUUUGACAUCAUAUGCUCUCUUCUCUUUGGCAUUGAAGAAGGACCAACAAGAAAGAGCAUAAUACAAUGCUUCAAAACAAUGGUUGAUGGCAUUUGGUCAGUUCCAAUCAACCUCCCAUUCACAAGGUAUAACCACAGCCUUAAAGCAAGUGCUAAAGCUCAACAGAUAUUGAAGCAACUUUUGAAAGACAAAGCACAAAAAAUGGAAGAAGAAGAAGAAGAAGAAAAAGAAGAUGAUAAAGACCUAAUUACUUAUUUGCUUAGCAUCAAGAACAAAGACAAAGAACAAGCUUUGAGUGAGGAGGAAAUUGUGCACAAUACCAUCCUUCUAAUGAUUGCUGGACAUGACACCACAUCAAUUUUGCUUACUCUUAUGCUUAGGGUUUUGGCUACUAACCCAACUGUUUAUGCAGCUGUUCUUCAAGAGCAUGAAGAAAUAGCUAGAAGCAAAGAAAGUGGGGAGGCACUCACUUGGGAAGAUGUCUCCAAGAUGAAGUACACAUGGAGAGUAGCAAUGGAAACCUUGAGAAUUUACCCACCUGUUUUUGGAGGCUUUAGAGUGGCCCUUAAAGACAUUCAAUUAGGUGGAUACACAAUUCCAAAAGGAUGGCAAAUAUUUUGGGCAGCACCAAUGACCCAUUUGGAUGAGACAAUAUUUGGAGAGCCACAAAAGUUUGAACCAAGUAGAUUUGAUCAAAACCAAACACCAAUUCCACCAUUUUGUUUCAUUGCUUUUGGUGGAGGACCCAGAAUUUGCCCUGGCUCUGAAUUUGCAAAGCUUGAAACUCUUGUCACCAUUCAUUACCUAAUCACUCAAUUCACUUGGAAGCUCUCUUGUUCACAAGAUUUCUUGACUAGAGAUCCAACUUUGAUGCCCAACAAAGGCCUCCCCAUCCAAAUUUCUCCCAAAUAAUUAUAAAACUUCAUACUAAUGAUCAUAUAUAUAUAUAUAUAUAUGUGGUAACAACUUUCAUUGUAAAUGGACAUUUCUUAUACAUUCUCUCAUGCUAUAAACUUGAGCACAAAUCCAAUACUUAUGUGGGUGACCUA